Xenopus tropicalis (tropical clawed frog) is the source of this 2984-nucleotide messenger RNA. RefSeq names its product 3-hydroxy-3-methylglutaryl-CoA lyase like 1 (gene hmgcll1). The transcript has 11 exons. NCBI's taxonomy places the organism in Eukaryota, Metazoa, Chordata, Amphibia, Anura, Pipidae. Gene Ontology annotation, molecular function: oxo-acid-lyase activity; catalytic activity; hydroxymethylglutaryl-CoA lyase activity. The record is from RefSeq and is a predicted model, not a curated record. Bases 105 to 1112 code for a protein of 335 amino acids.
AGGCACUGCACAGUGAUGAACAAGCUGAAUGCAUACACGAAGGCAGAACACAUCUUACUCAGCUCUGUGCAUUUUCAUGGUGAUUAUCACAUUCUGCAAACCCAAUGGGUAAUGUUCCUUAUGCAGUAAAGCAAUGUAUCAGCUACCAGCAUCUACUAAAAGAUCAGUUUUGGAAUGCAGAGACUGUCCUCCACGAGCAGGAAUCACCUCCGGCAGGACUUCCUCAACAUGUUAAAAUAGUAGAAGUUGGGCCAAGAGACGGCUUACAGAAUGAAAAGAAGUUUGUGCCUACAGAUGUAAAAAUUGAAUUCAUUGAUCGGCUUUCUGAUACAGGAUUACCUGCCAUAGAAGUUACCAGCUUUGUUUCUUCAAAAUGGGUUCCACAGAUGUCCGAUCAUACUGAAGUUAUGCAAAGUAUAAAGAAGCAUCCAGGAGUGUGCUACCCAGUUCUUACUCCAAACAUCAAAGGUUUUCAUUCUGCAAUUGCAGCAGGAGCUACUGAGGUGUCUGUGUUUGGAGCAGCAUCAGAAACAUUCAACAGAAUGAAUAUCAAUUGUUCAGUUGAGGAAAGCUUGGCAAGAUUUGAAGACAUUAUCAAAGCUGCUAGCAAUAUCAAAGUGCCAGUUCGGGGAUAUGUAUCAUGUGCAUUAGGCUGUCCAUAUGAAGGGAACAUUGCAACAUCUAAAGUAUCAGAGGUCUCCAAAAGAUUGUAUAGUAUGGGUUGUUAUGAAAUUUCAUUAGGCGACACAAUUGGAGUUGGAACUCCAGGAAGUAUGAGGAAGAUGCUGGAAUCCGUCAUAAAAGAAGUUCCUGUCAGUGCUCUGGCUGUUCACUGCCACGAUACAUAUGGGCAGGCAUUGGCCAACAUUCUUACGGCUAUACAGAUGGGAGUUAGUGUUGUAGACUGUGCAGUGGCUGGUUUAGGAGGAUGUCCCUAUGCCAAAGGUGCAACUGGGAAUGUUGCCACAGAAGAUGUGAUUUAUAUGCUGAAUGGACUAGGUAUUCAUACUGGAGUAAACCUUUCCAAAGUUAUGGAAGCGGGCCAUUUUAUCUGCUCUGCCUUGGAUAGGAAUACAAAUUCAAAGGUGGCACAAGCGUCAUUUCAGCAGUGAACUUUUUCGGUGUUUAAAUCUGUGAAUGUAUCCCUCAGUCCCUAGCACUUCUGCCACUUCUUCACCAUCAUCAGUCAUGAUCCUCUACCUGGGACUUGGAAACAUUGAUUGAGAUAUAGAAGAGGCUACUCAAUGCGACUCUAGCAGUGGUUGACAGAUACUUAUAUUAACCUGGUAAAAUGUUGUCCUUAGAAGUUGACAAAACACACAUUAUCGGCCACUAGAAUGGGUACUGUUCUGAACUGUGCUACAGUUCAAACCUUUGACUUUGGGAAAGAUCAUUAUUCAUACAGAAGACUGAAAAUAUAUAUAAAUAUAUAUAUUUUUUUUUUUUUUAAGAAAUGCUUGCUAUCAUUUCUGUCCCUAAAUAUCUGCAUGCGUUUACAUUUUUUUCCAGCAUAGCAGAAAAUGUAUUAUGUUCAAAAGAUAUAAAUUGUAGUAUAAUAGCUAUAUUUAUAAAACAUUAGUCACGCCUGAUCUUAUGAGGAAUUUGACCCAGUCAGGGAGUCCAGAUGGUUAGUUCACAUUAGGAGAUGUCACUCCUGUGUACCACUGUGUUGUUGACACUGUAGAAAAUGAUUCAUUUUGAAACCACACUUUAUGUGUGUCAUUACUUUUUUUUUUUACACCGGCACUUCUACCAUGCUUUUAUCUGUAAUGAUUGACUCUAUCUAGUCACUGUAGAAACAAAUUGAUGUUCAAGAGAUAUUUUCUUACCAUGAUGAUUCUAAGAAACAUACAGUGCUUUGGUUAUACAACCGGGGAUGUUUGCAACGCCUCUUAAACAUUCAAUCUUUUAUGGUACUAAAUGUAAAACUGUCAUCAUUCGCAAUACUGAUUUAAACAAUUAUUUUAUCACUUCCCUGCCAUAUAUCAUAAAAUGUGUCAACUGACUGAUCUCCAUACACCAUGGAUCCUCAACCUCUUUUACUUGUGAGCCACACAUAGAUGUAAAAAGUGUUGGUGAGCCACACAAGCAAAAAAAAAAAAUUCUUUUGGGAUGCCAAAUAAUGACUGUGGUUGGAUAUGUGGUUGCCCCAUGUGGACUGCUAGCCUGCAGGAGGCUCUGCUUGGAGUAAAAUGGUGUCUCUGUGCUUCCACAAUCUGUCUCUAAGUCAGCAAUUUAUAAAUUGGCACCUAUUUUGAGGCCACUGGGAGCAACAUCAAAGGGGGUGGUGAGCAGCAUGUUUCUCUGAUGCCACCAGUGGGGGAUUAUUGCCAUACACUUUCAGUAAAACUCUAUUUACAACAGUCAGUUUGGAAGUUCAACAACACUAGAUUACUUUUUGUACCUAGCUGCUGUGAGGGAAGGUGCUUUUGUGAAGCAUGUUUAUGUUCUGUACCACACUUAUUCUGCUUCUAAAAAUGCUCUUAAUGACCAAUUAUUUCUGUAAAUAGGAAUGUUCCAAAAUAUGGAAAAUUCAAAACACGCGCAGAACUUUAGUGCAGUUUUUCACAUCAAAACCUCCAGGGGCUGCCUCUUGGCCUUCAUUACUUUGUGUCCCUGUCAGCAAUUUUAAAUCUGAAUAAUUGCCCGGCUAAUGCUCAUUACUGAAGCCUCCUCUUUGCCUGAUGUUGUUUGGAAUAGCAACUAGUUGACCUUAUUUGCUAAAUUAUGUACAUGCCAUUGAAACAUUACGUUGAUAUUUGAAUUUUUUUAUUUUUUGAGGGAAAAAAAUGAUAUGGAAAUUUUCUGUCACAGUGUCACGGUAAUAAGCAAACUAUUGCCGUUAUUUUUUUAAUCAUUUUUGGAGUCUUGACCCAACAAAACAAUUUUUUCUAAUGUUUUGAAGGAGGUCACAGGGCAAUUGAAGCAAUGGCAAGUACUCUAAUUUACCACUAUAGAACUUGCUGACUUAAUUAACGAGGUGA